Molecule: messenger RNA, 440 nt
Organism: Macrobrachium nipponense
Lineage: Eukaryota; Metazoa; Arthropoda; Malacostraca; Decapoda; Palaemonidae
Product: cuticle protein CP575-like
Exons: 2
Coding region: 108-383 (91 amino acids)
Source: RefSeq, a predicted model, not a curated record
UGCCUCCCCCGAAGGCCAUUGAAGGCCACGACUGCGUAUAUAUAAACAAAAGGGUGAACCAAGUCACGGCAUCAGGUUGUCGUCUGUGGUCACAGCCAGCUAUCGACAUGAAGGUUCUAGUCCUCAUUGCUCUCUGCCUAGUGGCCGUGGCAGCCGCACGUCCCUCGGACAUCGUGGACUUCGAGUUGGACAACCAGGAGCAGGAGCAGGAGGGUCAGCCCGGCAGGGCCGUGGAGGGCGAGUACUCCUGGGUAGCGCCCGACGGCAACGAGUAUUACGUCAAGUACGUCGCCGACCACCUCGGCUACAGGAUCGUCGAUGACAACGUCGUGCCCCAAGCCCCAGAGGCCGACCUCCCCGAGGUCGAGGAUGACGACAAAUAGAUGCAGGACCGACGUCUGAUUUGGAUUCGACUCUUUGAAUAAAUUCUAUUUUUUUUA